AUGGUGUUUGCAGGCAAUUUGCAGCCCACAAAAGAGGCAGAAUCUCUCCUAGAGAGCCAGCUUUCCCAGGCCCUGAACGGCUUGUCAGACAGAGCCAAGGAAGCAAAAGAGUUCCUGGUCCAACUCCGCAACAUGGUGCAGCAAAUCCAGGAGAACAGCGUGGAGUUCGAGGCCUGCCUGGUGGCCCAGUGUGACGCCCUCAUUGACGCCCUCAACAGAAGGAAAGCCCAGUUGCUGUCCCGGGUCAACAAGGAGCACGAGCACAAGCUGAAGGUGGUACGAGACCAGAUUUCUCACUGCACGGUCAAGCUGCGCCAGACCACGGGCCUGAUGGAGUACUGCCUGGAGGUCAUCAAGGAGAACGACCCCAGCGGCUUCCUCCAGAUCUCCGACGCUCUCAUCAGGAGAGUGCACUUAACCGAGGACCAGUGGGGCAAGGGGACGCUCACCCCACGGAUGACCACGGACUUUGACCUGAACCUUGACAAUGCCCCUCUGCUGCAGUCCAUCCAUCAGCUCGACUUUGUGCAGAUGAAAGUUUCCUCCCCAGUGCCGGCCCCUCCGAUCCUGCAGCUAGAGGAGUGUUGCACCCACAACAACAGUGCCACUUUGUCCUGGAAACAGCCCCCCUUGUCGACGGUGCAGGUGGAAGGCUACAUCCUGGAGCUCGAUGAUGGCAACGGCGGCCAGUUCAGGGAGGUGUACGUGGGCAAGGAGACCAUGUGCACGGUGGAUGGGCUUCACUUCAACAGCACGUACAGCGCACGUGUCAAAGCCUUCAACAAAAGCGGAGUCAGCCCCUACAGCAAGACCCUGGUCCUCCAGACAUCUGAGGACACGCAGUCAGAAGAACAGACCCUCCCUUUUCCAGUGCCUUUGGAAAGAUCGCAGCUUCGUAGAAUGAGUCCUUUCUCCUCCACCCUUAAUCUACAACCCAGCUUUCCGGGGAGAUCCUACUUUGAGCUAAGAUCUUCGGCCCACCAGCUGAGCUUGCAUUCUUCUUUGCAGUCCCUGAAUUCAGCUGGAUGCAAUUUUGAGACACAAGGAACGCCUUACUCUCAAUUAGUUGACAUUAAAAAAAUGGUGGCAGUUGCUUGGUUUUCUUUCGAUCCUGCCUCUGCCCAUGCUGACAUCAUCUUUUCAAAUGACAACCUGACUGUCACCUGCAACAGCUAUGAUGACAGGGUUGUGCUGGGGAAAACGGGCUUUUCCAAAGGGCUCCAUUACUGGGAGCUGUCGAUCGAUCGGUACGAUAACCACCCUGACCCAGCCUUUGGCGUGGCACGCAUUGAUGUCCUGAAGGAUGCCAUGCUGGGCAAGGACGACAAGGCCUGGGCCAUGUAUGUGGAUAAUAACCGGAGCUGGUUCAUGCACAACAAUUCGCACACCAACAGAACCGAGGGUGGGAUAACGAAAGGCGCCACAGUGGGAGUGCUGCUGGAUUUGACCAGGAGGACCUUGACGUUCUCCAUCAACGAGGACCAGCAAGGGCCGGUCGCCUUUGAGAACCUGGAGGGCCUCUUCUUCCCCGCUGUCAGCCUCAACAGGAAUGUGCAGGUGACGCUGCACACCGGCCUGCCCGUCCCCGAAUUCUACGCUUCGCGCUCAGCCAUGCCCUGAGGAUGCUCCCGGAGCCGGCUGCCUCUUCUCGGGACCAGAGAGGAGCCAGCCCGUUCCCUCCUGCGGGACGAGGCCAGUCGCUGAGCCGCCGGGUCCCUGCUCGGCCGCCGGCCGGAGACGGGGAGGCAAAGCGGGAAGGAAGAAUCUGGCUUUUGGCUGUCUCUGAUCUCCACCCUCCCGCACUGUCCUGUGUGUGUGCGCUUCGCUGUUUAGCUCUUUUUGGCUGAUGAAGUACCUAGGUAGCCUGAGAUGUUCCUCUGUGUCCGCUUUUAGGUUUGGUUUUAUUGAUUUGAGUUGCGGUUUGGGCCGAGGGGGGGGCAGUUUAGUCUCGUUUGGCAGAGUGCUUUCCCCUCCCACGCCAGGGGGGUGACUGGAGGGACCCCCACCACGGGAAAGCUUUCACCCGCGCCAGCCCUGUUACUUUGCAAGAUAUUUUUUUCCCCCGUGGCCUUUCUUGCAGAGCGCCCUCAGUCACGUGUAGAGGUGGGUCCUGGAUUACCAGUCAGUCUCCACGCCCUUACCAAAACGCCCAGCCCCUUGAUCCCCCCGGCCCUGAGGCAUUUCUGUGGGGCACAGGGGGGACACCACCCUGUCCCUGGGUGCUCUGGGUGCCAGCAGACCCUCAGUCCAGCACCGAGCACCCAUGCAGUGCUCUCCCCCGGCUCCCCGCAGCCCGGCACACGCCACAGCCAUACGCCAGAGAGCCCUCGCCCGGCUCUUUGGAGAUUAGUGUUUAUUUUUUUAUAGUUGCCAUAUAAAGCCUAGCCUUAAAUACUAACUGAUAGUGUCCUUCUGUUCACCGGAGAAUUCAUUCUGCAGUGAGGCUCUUGACGGGGAGCCCGGCGAUGGGGAUGAGGAGGAUGGGGAUGGGGAGGAAGGAGAGCUGGCCACAGCCCUGCCACGCACUCAGGAAUACGCACCCGCUGCCCUGCCUGCGCCUGCUGCCGGCAGCAGUUCCCGUCAGCCUCCCCCCCCCAACUUUGACUUUCUGGUAAUUCCGAGGCAGGAGAGGAGCAGGAGGAGAUCAUGGGCGCCAUGCCUGGUGCCAGCCCCCCCAGUUCCCGUGCCGAGGCCGCCUGCACACCCAACGUCCCCACACUCCGCUCGUCGCUCCCUCGCUGUCUCCCGGCGAGGCUGGCGGAGCUGGGGGAGGCGGUGGGAUGGCCCCGGCGGGGUGCCAGCGUGCCCAGCCCGGCCGGGGAGCUGCAGCUCCUCGAAGCGGGGUGGGCUGGGAUGCUGCGGGGGUACCGCUCCGGCAGAAAGUGUAAAUAGACCGUUCCCUUCCCAUGUGCCCUCUAGGACGGUCCCUUUCGUUCCCUUGUUGCUCUAGUAUUAAGUUUACCUAAUUUAUUGGAUGGGUGCUAUCUUGUUGACUUACACCGAGGAGUUUCUCUCAGCUGCAGGAGAGCUGUGUUGCGGGACAACGCCGAGCAGCUCUUUGGUGAAUUCCUGACGAGCCCCCGUGGCCGGCUCACCCGGGGCUCCUCUCUCAGCCGUUAUCCCCCCUUUCUUUAGGAUGUUCAUGGUGCUUAUUAGACUCCCAGUGAUUGUAAGACGUCGUCCCCCUGUACUGCAAUGAUAGCUGCAUACAGCCGCUCUACUGAAGAGAAGUGUCAUGUUUGCUGUUCUAAAUAAAGGACUUUUAUGAGAGAUGG
Athene cunicularia (burrowing owl) is the source of this 3275-nucleotide messenger RNA. Its product is annotated as E3 ubiquitin-protein ligase TRIM9-like. The record is from RefSeq and is a predicted model, not a curated record. Bases 1 to 1620 code for a protein of 539 amino acids. Lineage: Eukaryota; Metazoa; Chordata; Aves; Strigiformes; Strigidae. Gene Ontology annotation, molecular function: protein binding. The transcript has 13 exons.